Molecule: messenger RNA, 1881 nt
Organism: Physcomitrium patens
Lineage: Eukaryota; Viridiplantae; Streptophyta; Bryopsida; Funariales; Funariaceae
Molecular function (GO): kinase activity
Source: RefSeq, a predicted model, not a curated record
AGGAACCGCGAAGGCUGGCCUCUCCCUCGCCAUCCAAGUUGCCGAGGAGAGUGUGGAACUCCCCCUCGCUCUGCGUAGCUAUGGGGACGAUCUUGCUCUCCGAGGACCCGUCCGAGGCAGCUUCUCAGGGUGUUCCCGCCCCACAUUCCGCCAGUGCCGUUGUUGCCCCCUCCGACGGCUCAACAACGAGCCGAUUCGGUCCAGAAUCGGUGAAGAUUGGGGGAAGUUCGUCGGCGAAUGGUGCUGGUGCUCGUGAGAGCGGCGGCGGUGGCGGCGACGCCCUGGAUUAUGCUGCCGCCGCCGCUAUUCCCCACUCCUGCAUCGGUGUCGUCUCGCGAGAUUCGGAGUUUGUGGUGCAAGGUGGAUCUGCGCUGGGCAAUUUUGCAUGUGUGGGGGAGGCGGAUUCUAAUGGCGGCAUGCAUGAGAACAGGGGCGCGAGUGGGCUCGAAAACGGGGGUGAAUGUGGCCCUCGUGAUAUACAUUUGGUGUGCCCUGAUGUUGUAGGAUUGCAGCCUGUAGCUCUGGUUGACCACGUCGCGCGCGUGGAUUGGUCGCUGCUGGAGUCUGUUCCUGGCGAACGAGGAGGAUCCAUGCGUGUCACGGAGGAGGAGCUGGAUCACAUUCUCCGGGAGGUGAAUUCGCAUUUCUUGAUGAGUGCGAAUGGAGUUGUGGAACAGGGAGUGAAAACCCUAGCCGGUGGAAGCGUGGCCAACACCAUCAGAGGGUUGGCCCAUGGAUUGGGAGUGAAGACGGCUCUUGUGGGAGUCCGCGGCACUGACGAUAGAGGUGAAAUGUUUGCAGAGAACAUGGCCCAUGCUGGGGUGGACCUGUCUCGGUUGCGGGCUGUCCCGGGGUUGACAGCCCAGUGUGCUUGUCUUGUGGAUGCAGAGGGGAAUCGAACCAUGCGGCCAUGCUUCCUCAAUGCUGUCCGUCUGCAAUCGGAAGAGUUGACUGGGGAGGACUUUAAGGGUGCUAAAUGGGUAGUUUUAAACGGAUAUGGUUUUUAUGGCGAGGAUCUCCUUGAACGUGCAGUGGAUCUGUGUAAGGAGGAGGGCGUAAAAGUGUCCAUGGACCUCGCUAGCUUUGAAGUUGUGAGGAAUUUUCGCCCUACUCUUAUGAGGCUGCUCGAAUCUCGCAAAGUCGACCUCGUGUUUGCCAACGAAGACGAAGCUAGGGAGCUUAUCAAGGCGGAACAGAACCCUUGUCCAGAGACGUGCUUGAAUUUCCUGUCAAAGUAUUGCGAGAGAGCAGUGGUAAUGCUGGGCUCUAAAGGUUGCAUUGCUCGUCAUGGCAACGAGACCGUGAGGGUCCCAGCUAUCAAAGAGACGAUUGCGGUCGAUACCACAGGAGCGGGGGACCUAUUUGCCAGCGGGUUUUUGUACGGCGUUUUGAACAAUUUCUCUCUCGAAGACUGCUGUAACAUGGGGUGCUGUACAGGAGGAGCAGUUGUUCGGGGACUUGGAGGCGAGGUAGGGGAGGAAGGAUGGGAGUGGAUGCAACAGCAGCUAAAAUUCAGGAAACUCUCUCUCAUACAACACACCACACGCACAACUUGAUGGUGCCCUCACUCUUAGCUUUGUUCAUGAAUUCUUUUCAGAAUUGAUGUCGAGAACGUGAUCGUGAGAUGGUAUUUCGGCUCAGCCUCGACCACCUCAACCUUUGGCUCUCUUCGUUCUGUAAUGCUUGUUACAGAUGAAUUAUGGUCAGUCCUCUGCGAUUAAUGAUAGUGGCCAAAUCUCCAUUCAGUAUGGAGAUAAUAGGAAACUACUUUUACCACAAGGAUCAAGAUGUCUAGAACCUCAUGAUUUAGCUCUGACAAUGUAAUUUAUCUAAACCUGGUAUUCAUUCUCUUACCUUCAAUAACACCAACCAUUCAUGCAA